Molecule: messenger RNA, 1086 nt
Organism: Fusarium pseudograminearum CS3096
Lineage: Eukaryota; Fungi; Ascomycota; Sordariomycetes; Hypocreales; Nectriaceae
Exons: 8
Coding region: 1-1086 (361 amino acids)
Molecular function (GO): methyltransferase activity
Source: RefSeq, a predicted model, not a curated record
AUGGCACAGCAUAGUGUCGAAGCGGGAGCUUCUUCAGAAGUGACCGCCCAUACAUCAACUGCUUCUGGACCACCUGCAACGUCGACGGGAGAGACCCCUGCCGACGCACCGACUGCACCAGCUGGAGACUUCCACAAUCCUGCACACUGGGCCAGUUUGACAGGCGGAGACAUGCUGGAAGUCGACGAUGCAGAUUCGGCUAUUAGCGCUGACAUUGCAAGCUCGACUGAGUCUAUAUCGUCAAGUAUCCUUCACUACCGGACGAUCAAUGGGAGGACAUAUCACUCUGAGCGAGGAAACGCCCAAUACUGGCACCAUCUAUUGUGUCUGUCGCUGGACGGCAAGCUGCACUUGGCGCCAUUGAAAGAUGACAUUCAGAGGGUAUUGGAUAUUGGGACAGGAACUGGAACCUGGGCGAUUGACUUUGCCGAUGAAUAUCCCAACGCUGAGGUUAUAGGAACCGACAUUUCUCCAAUCCAACCCGAAUGGAUCCCUCCUAAUCUGAAGUUUGAGAUCGAAGAUUGCACUCAAGAAUGGACGUUUCAGUCAGACUUUUUCGAUUUUGUUCACAUGCGUUAUCUUUAUGGAAGCAUCAGCGACUGGCCUGCUCUAUUCAAAGAAGCUUACAGAGCCUGCAGACCCGGCGGCUGGGUUGAAAGCCACGAGGCCUCACCUAGAAUGGAAAGCGAUGACGGCAGUGUAACCGAAGGCAGCGCUAUGAGCGAAUGGGGAAAGUUCUUUAUCGAAGGCGGCAAGAAACUCAAUCGCACUUUUGAGAUUAUAGACAAAGAUUUGCAAAUCCAGGGCAUGGAGGAGGCUGGGUUUGUCGAUGUAAAAGUCUGGGACUACAAGGCACCUAUUGGAGGCUGGGCAAAAGACGAUCGGUGUAGAGAAGUCGGCCAGUUUGGUCAAGCUGCUCUUGAGCAGGACUACGAGGGGUACGUUAUGUACAUGGCUAACGUGGCUCUUGGGUGGUCGAGGGAGGAUGUUGUGCUUUACUGUGCGCAAUUGAGAAAGGAGGUUCGUUCAGGAAAGUUCCAUCCGUUCUACCGACAGCGCAUUGUAUAUGGUAGAAAACCGGAAUAG